AUGUCAUCGGAUCCGGCUCAAGCAGCGCAGCCAGGUUUGCGCUUCUACUUUCGAGUGCUGAGGGAAUCCGGUCUUGCCUAUCCUGGCAGCCUAUUCCUAUCGCUCCUACUGGCCAAGCCGGCCGUCCUCUCGCCAGAUCUAUACGCUCGAGGCUUGCUGCCUUGCGUCAGCUGGCUCAUACUCAAACUUGCCGAUAGCAAGAGCAGCUUGCAAAGUCUCGUACCCCCCGCUCCAGCUCGUGCCGUCGACAUGAUGAUGUUGACGCCUCAGCAAGACGCACUGCCCUCAUCAGCAGAGGCUCAGUCGGAUGCGCCGGAAAAGGCUCGCUUGCAAACCAAUACGCUUCCCCACAACAACCCACUGCCGCCAGGGUACCAUGUGAGUCUUCUCUCGCCACUCGAGAUAGGGGUUCAACAGCUUUCUGGUUAGAAGCGCGAAGAGGCAAGCGGAGGGCCUGAGGUUGGUCAAUUAGGUUUGUUUGUGCCUGCGAUGUUAUGGGACGAUGGGUCCGCGGCAACAUUUCCGUGAUGAGUCGCAUGGAAGAGCAACGAGCUAAGGCAAUCUGCGCAGCGCAGAGCGCCAAAAAAGAAAAGAAAAAAAAGAGACAAGAGAACAGUCUACACGCCAACAUUCGCAUGCGUGGCUGCGCUGGAGCAAACAAGCGCGAUACUCGCUCGCUUUCGUGCUGUUUGGGCAAAUUGCGAAAGCUGCUAUUUACCGGUACACAUCAGGUCUUGGCCAGGCGCGGUUCAUCUAGCUUAUGGGGGGGGGCGUCGUCACUUGUGUUGCCUCGGCCCAUCACCAUGCAAUGUGUGCUGGGUGGUGAUGCGGUGGCGCAUGAAGCGGGGCGGCCGCUUACCGCUCGGGACCCCACCUAUAGAGACAAACAAGGGGUUCAUCCGCGGCACCGAGGGUAGCCGUGAUUUCGCUAGGCGUGUAUAGAGUUGAGAUGGAGUCAUCAGCGGUAUGCAUGCUGGACCCGCUCGGUUCACCGGCCCGCCGGGCAAAGCCUAAGACGGCUUUGCUGGCGGGGUGGGCUUGGCAUUCGUGACUGAUGACAAGAUUCACACUUUUGGCGCGUGGAUGCUCACGGCUGUAUGGUAUGCAAUGGGCGCGCCGCGCGUCAGGCACAGCUUGCACUCACGACUGCGCAGUCAGAAUCACACAAUCACACAGCUACUGUACAGAUCGCCCGCCGCGCGUGGGAGCGGAAGCUGCAUCGCAUAUGCAUGCGACGCUCGCCCGCGCACGCACGCGUGUGGCGAUGACAAGCGCACGUUCGCGCACGUUGCCCUGAAACGGAGGGCGCUCGCCGCGCUCGCCGCGCACGCACAGCCAACGUGCCAUCCUCGCUGCUGAUGAAGGUUGCCAUCUGCGCUUCAUUCCUGCCCUUUUGAUCACACGAGUCAUCGCUCUCCUGUCGAAUGUUUAAAGACUAAAGCAGACUUGCUCACACGACCCUUCCCUCUCCCUCACUCCUCACACCAAAAUUUGUCGUGCUGCCUGCAAAUCGACGACGACGCAUCUCGCGCCGACGUCUGCACCUGCAACUCAUCUCCGCGCCCACACCCACCUCCACAUACCGCCGCCGCGCUCCACAACCAUUUCCUUGUUGGAAUUAAAACAAAAUGGGUGCUUGGACAAAGUCGUUCAAGCUCAAUGGCUUGCAACCGCCCAUGCCGGAAUGUUGGUGAGUGCUGGUGAAGUAAAAGUGAUCAGGCAUAGUCCCUUGCUUCCUCAUUCUUACGUCGCUGCAUCGCCGACGCAGGGGACAUCGAGGAGCUUCGGCCGCAUAUCCCGAGAACACCAUCGCAUCUUUCGACAGGGCUAUUCGCGACGGAUCGGAAGGAUUAGAGAGCGGUUAGUGCUCGCUGCCAGAGCCAUCUUUCUUGACUGCUAGUGCGAUUGUCAGGCGGUCCCCCCAAUUGGGCUGUGGCAUCUUUUUAUGCGAUGCGAGAGCAGUGUGUCAAAAUCCUCCCCACACUUCACUUUGACGUUUCUCGAGGUUUCAUGGCCGUCCUUUUGGAUUGCAUUGCGCACGCUUCGUGCCACACUCUUGGCACGCCCAGGGCGCUUAUAUGCUCGUGGGCUCUCCGCCGGACUUGUAGCAUGUGCAGCCCGCUGCCGGUCCACCCUUCGUCCGUGCUUUCGCCAAAAGCGAGGGUCCUAGACUCACAAACCCCCCUUCCAUUGCUACCACUUGCCGCACAUGCUCUUCCUCGACACCUGCGUCGACUCAUUCGUCUCGCCAGACGUGCACGUCACGGCCGACGACGUCAUCGUCAUGUUUCACGACCCUUCAUUGGAGCGAACUACCGACGGCAAAGGGAACAUCAAGGAACAAGCGUGGAAAGGCCAAAUUGAGAACGUUAGAACGACUGCGAAGCCUCAGCAGCAAAUCCCCACUUUUGAUCAAGUUUGCAGCCUCCUCAUGAAGCCCGAGAACAAGCAUGUCAAGCUGAAUGUGAGUACUUGGCGAUCGUGUGAGCAAACACAGUGCAGCUGCUCUAACAAAGGUGCCCAACGACCGCGCGACAUCUCAGAUCGACAUCAAACCGGACAAUGACCCCGAUCGUCUGUUCAGGCUCAUGAAAAGAGUGGUGUCGUCCUAUUCCAAUUACGAAGUCGAGCUCGGCCCAAGAUUGAUUCUGGGCCUUUGGCACCCCGGCUUCAUUGCACCUGCCCUCGAGCACGUGCCAUCUUUGCGACGCAUCCACAUCGGUGGCAGCCCCACCGUAGCCAGGACGUACUUUUGGAAGCACUGCGAUGGCUUCAGCAUGUGGUUCGCCAGUCUUGUUGGCGCCGAGGGACAGGCAUUCUUGGCUCAGGCAAAGAAGGAGAAUAAGGACGUGUUCGUGUGGACAGUGAACCGAAAGGACGAGAUGAUCGAGGCUACCAGAUGGGGCGUCAAGGCCAUCUUGACGGACAAGACCGACUUAUUCCAGACUGUCAGGGUGGAGAUGCAAAGUGAGCCAGCUGCGUUGCUUUGGGAGAUCGACUUGCGAAGAUUGUUGGCUAAUUUGGACUCCUCUGAACCCCCCCACCAGGAGACUUUGCUCUGACGAGAAGCGAAGAAGUUGGUUUCUUCUUCAGAUGGGCAUCGUGGCGGUACUGGAUGCUACCUCAAUUUGUCAUCCAAAGUAUGUGGAUCGCCAACUUGCAGACACGCGCCGGCUCUACAUUCGAGGGUGAGUAAAGUUUCUCGCCAAUCGCGCAUUUGUCUUCAGUGGCAAAUCCCCUCUGAUUCGCAGAAGCCUGUCUUUCCCUUUUGUUGAUCUUCAGAGGCAUGGCGUGCAUCACCUGCGAGGACGGGCGAUGUGCAGGCAGCCAUCGACGAAAAGCCGGUUCCUGCACCUACCGGCACCCUCAACCCCGCUGCCAUGGAUCUUGAGAAAGGCGCCGCGGGUGUCGACGCACCUGCGCCUCAAGCCGUAGCUGCCACCGCCUAG
Ceraceosorus bombacis is the source of this 3449-nucleotide messenger RNA. The record is from the annotation of a GenBank genome assembly. NCBI's taxonomy places the organism in Eukaryota, Fungi, Basidiomycota, Exobasidiomycetes, Ceraceosorales, Ceraceosoraceae.